Molecule: messenger RNA, 820 nt
Organism: Myxocyprinus asiaticus (Chinese sucker)
Lineage: Eukaryota; Metazoa; Chordata; Actinopteri; Cypriniformes; Catostomidae
Product: cGMP-specific 3',5'-cyclic phosphodiesterase-like
Exons: 5
Coding region: 205-561 (118 amino acids)
Biological process (GO): signal transduction
Molecular function (GO): 3',5'-cyclic-GMP phosphodiesterase activity
Source: RefSeq, a predicted model, not a curated record
GCUUGUGGUGGACUUCAGAAGAAAAGACAGAGAACAGUCCCUCUUAAAGUAUCUCUUAAACUCAACUGUGCAUACACUACUACUCACCAUGGAGCUGCUGCGCUAAUAAGUUAGUUAGCACUAAUAAGUUGUGCUAAUAAGGUUUAUUCUGAACAAACUGGGCAGUGUUGGAAUAAUUUUAGUAGUCUGGAGGUUCUUGCUUUCAUGAUUGCCAACCUGAGCCAUGAUCUGGACCAUAGAGGAUUGAAUAACUCUUACACAGAGAGGUCAAUGCAAAUGACAGCAAGUGAUAUAUGUGCAAUAUCUAAACCAUGGCCAGUUCAGAAAUGGAUUGCUGAACUUGUAGCAACAGAGUUCUUUGCACAAGGAGACAGAGAAAAGUAUGAAUACAACAUUCAGCUGACAGUUGUGAUGGACCGUGAAAAUUCCACACGUUUACCACGCAGUUGGAGUAUAUUGACAGUGCAUGCCCGCACACAUCCUGUUAGAAAUGUGUGUCAGUAUGUGUGCUAUGUGUCUUCAAAGAGACUCACUUCUGUUUCAAAGCUUUGCCUCUGUUAAUAUUCCAAUUAUUCCCACAUAUUAUCAAAUUCAUGCUGUUGUGUUAAAAAAGAAUAAUUGCGCGCUCCAUUUCUCUUUCACUCUAUGAUAAUGAAUCCUCACCAUUAAGUUGUCAGUCAACACUUAAACAAUGUUGAAACAAAGACCAGUAAUAAGGGAGAGGUGGAAUAUGAUAUAUGUUAUUAUUUUAUUUGUUUGCCUAUUUGUUGCCUAUUGAUUGCGUAGUUUAAAAUGACCAAUCAAACCCAUUUAUACAUAA